Messenger RNA from Seminavis robusta, 1839 nucleotides. The record is from the annotation of a GenBank genome assembly. Lineage: Eukaryota; Bacillariophyta; Bacillariophyceae; Naviculales; Naviculaceae.
UUAGACAACACCCAUGACGAGGACCUGCAUCACCAAGGUUGCAUCACAACGAGCAGAAUAGAAGAGGUGUCAAGACGCCAACGGUCUGUCAACCUUGGACUAGCUACGGUAGCAUCCACUGUAGCCGCGCCAUUCUCAUCAGUUUUUGCCAUUGACAGAGACCCAUUGUUUGGUCAGGACUACGCUACCUGAAGAUUGUUGAAGAUUCUCACUGUUGCUUUCUCAUUAGUCUAUUUUUGGCUUGCCAUGAUGCUUGGAUCCACUUCAAAUAGUCGAAGAAUAACUGCCUUUCCUCUGGGACUCUGGAGUGGUCUCUUCUUGUUGCUACUGUUGAAAUACCAAGUGCAUGGUGCCUUUACGCAGUCGUUUGGUGCAAGUCUCAGUCAGCAGCAUGCGGUCCGCACAAAGCAGAACAGUGAAGCAGCAUCAUCAACAGGAUCAACAACAAAUUCUGCUCCCAUUCUCUUGUUUGGAGGAAGAAACAACAACAACAUACAAUCCACAUCCUCAUUGAGUGUGACUGCCAAUGGUGCCAAUGGAUCUGCCUCAAGUGUCAGUAAUAAUAGUCAAAAGAAACAGUACCAACACGUCUUGGCCAUUCUGACCAUGCCCAACACGUCCAUGGAUCGAAUUGCCAAUGAAGCCAUUUUGAAUCAAGCGCUGUCCAAUACCAACAAACUCUCCAUUUUCUUGCGCUGCCAAGGAGGCAAGUCUCCCUCUUUGGCCAACUUGAGACGGUACAUGGGAGAAGUAUACAGUCAACUCUGGGACUUUGCCAUGGCGUCCGACGCGGCCGUUGACUUUAACAAUGUCGUGGUUUAUCCACAAAAUUUACCCAAUUCCGCCGCCGAACAAUGGAUCUAUCAUUUGCCCGAUCUCGAUGCCGUUUGCUCCCACGAUUCCAUUUGUGGAUGGAUUUCGGAAGGAGCCGGAGGACGUGGCGCGCAAUUCCAAUUCCAGUUGGGAGAUGGGGUGGGAGGAUUGGAUACACAUGUACAAGUCGUCAAUGAGGAUCGACUGGCACGAGGGCUCCAACAAGUCACGGCAUUGCAUGUCAAAAAUUGGCCCAUUGGAGCAUCCGCCAUUCAGUUGAAUCAGGAACAUGUCAUUUUUGUCGAUGACGAUGCCGUCGCACGACAACAACAGAAAAGUAGUUCCGACGACAACAAUAGUCCCGGGAGUGGUCUCUUUCUUGGUGGGGCUCGUAUCCCCGACAAGUCGCUCUUUAACUGUGUCGCCGUCGGUGGGACAUUUGAUGGGAUGCACUAUGGACAUCGCAAACUAUUGACACUUGCCGUGUCCUCCAUCCUUCCCGUUACGGGACGACUCAUGGUCGGAGUCACUGUCGAUGACAUGCUCCAAAGCAAACAAUUCGCCGAAUACAUUCCUUCCAUGAAAGAACGCAUGGAGGGAGUUCGAGAAUUCUUGCAUCGAUUGGCACCCGGAAUGAAAAAUAGAAUUUCCAUUGAACCCAUUUCCGAUGCCUACGGACCACCGGGCAAGGCAGCCACCGGAGCGGCAUACGAUGCACUCGUGCUCAGUCAUGAAACAUUGGAAAAUGGAGUCAAACUCAACCAACAUCGAGCAACGGAAUUGGGCAUGGAACCACUGACGCUCCUUUGUACACGACGAACCGAAGCCUACGGAAUGAGCAGUACCACUCUGCGAAGGUUGAGAAGCAUGUCCAAAGUCGAAACUGAAAAUGUUCUAGAUCGAGUGUAGAACGCAAGAAACACAAAAAAUAAAACUUUUACACACGCACAGCUACAUGCAUACUUUUACUCUACACGUCUGGUAAACUUUGGGAACCGUUUUCUCGUAGUUCUAUCCAAUACGAUA